AUGACAACCAAGAACCAACUCUCACCAUGGGAGACCGUGGCCUCAGGCACCACGGCCUCCAUCUUAGCAAAUGUGAUUGUAUAUCCACUGGACAACAUAAAAACAAAGCUACAAGUCCAUGUCCAACGCCGUCAGAGAACCACUCAAAGCGAGGAAAAGGGGGAACUGGGCAGUCCACCCCCCUCCCCACCAAGCUAUGACUCUCUUAUUUCAGUCGUAACCCAUAUUAUCCAGGAAGAGGGCCUUCCCGGCCUCUACCGCGGCCUGGGCAGCUCCAUCCUCAACACUGCCUCCAUGAACUUCGCCUACUUCUACUGGUCGAGCCAUGCGCGGACUGCAUACCAGAAGUUCUUUCGAGGAUCGCACAACCCUGUGGAGACCAAUAUUGUAACGGAACUGCUUCUUGGAGCGGUAGGGGGCGCAAUGGCGCAACUGUGUACAAAUCCCAUCGCCGUCAUUGUGACCAGACAACAGACCUGCCGCGCGAGCGACGAUGCCAAGUCGAUGAUCGCGGUGCUGCGCGAGAUUGUUAAUCUGAUUCUCGUGGUCAACCCGAUGAUCACGUAUGGGCUUUACCAGUGGUUACGCGGCGAACUGCUCCGGGUGAGGGCACCGCUGAGCUCGAUGGAUGCAUUUUUGCUUGGGGCGCUGUCGAAAGUUGCCGCAACGGUUGUCACGCACCCUUUGAUUGUCGCGAAGACAAUGCUGCAGUCUAAGACACGCGAGUGUCAUGGUGAAAGGCCCUUCCAGGGGUUUACGGAGGUGUUAAGAUUUAUUGUACGGCACGAGGGGAUGAGGAGGUUGUAUAAGGGGUUGGGGCCGCAGAUCGUCAAGGGGUUUUUGGUGCAGGGAUUGAUGAUGAUGCUUAAGGAACGGGCGGAGUUACUUUUCAGACUUGUUAUGCUGUCCUGUAGGAAGCGGUUUCUGCGCGCGUCAUUCUGA
Molecule: messenger RNA, 942 nt
Organism: Aspergillus eucalypticola CBS 122712
Lineage: Eukaryota; Fungi; Ascomycota; Eurotiomycetes; Eurotiales; Aspergillaceae
Product: mitochondrial carrier
Exons: 5
Coding region: 1-942 (313 amino acids)
Source: RefSeq, a predicted model, not a curated record